Messenger RNA from Raphanus sativus (radish), 513 nucleotides. RefSeq lists its product as uncharacterized. The transcript has a single exon. Bases 41 to 343 code for a protein of 100 amino acids. NCBI's taxonomy places the organism in Eukaryota, Viridiplantae, Streptophyta, Magnoliopsida, Brassicales, Brassicaceae. The record is from RefSeq and is a predicted model, not a curated record.
CCGGAAUAUUAUUAUUUCAUAUAGAAACAGAGAAUUUUAAAUGGAGGGGUUGAUUCCAUAUCUGAUUCAUGCUAUCAAGAAAGACCAUAAGCCUCAACAUCAGGGGUAUCGAUCGUUGUCUGUAGGAUCUAGCCGAGGCUGCAGACCACUAAUGAUGGGACAAGAAGGUUCUUCUUCAUUUCAGGGAUCUUCUCACCGUCGAACAAGAUCAGAGUACAAGCCACCUGUUAUCAUGGAUAUGUUUGAUCAGACAUCAUCAGGAGGUUUUGGUCAAGGCUCUGGGAAUGAAGAUCUUUCUUCACAGAAUAUAGCAACAAAGCUUCAGCAUGCAGAUAGACGAUGAGCUUCUGUGAGAAAGAAAAAAAUUUACAAAUCUGAAAUCAAACUGUAUUAAGUCUUGGAUACCAGUUAUAUGAAUUUGUUUUUAUUUAUUUUUUUAUUUAUUAUAAUAAUGUAUUGUAUGAAUCAAAUACAAUAAAAACUGUUGGAUUUGGUUUAAAUAACUUAUUGUAU